Messenger RNA from Dermatophagoides farinae (American house dust mite), 516 nucleotides. Lineage: Eukaryota; Metazoa; Arthropoda; Arachnida; Sarcoptiformes; Pyroglyphidae. The record is from RefSeq and is a predicted model, not a curated record.
AUGAAUAUGAAAUUAAAAUCUGAUGAAGAUUUAACUGUUUUUCUUUGUCGUUUUGAUUCAUUGGUCUUACAAGCUAAAAAUGCUGGUGCUGUGCUUCAAGAUGAUGUAAUAAUAAAUUUUUUGUUAAAUUCCUUGCCAAAUGAUUAUGAAAAAAUUAAAGAAGAUAUUCUUGAUAAUACUGACAAUAUUCCCGUUUCUUUGGAUAAAGUAAAGGACAAAUUAAGAGCAAAAUUUAAUCGUCUUAAAAGUCGAAUUGUCACGUCAUCAGAGAAUCAAGCUCUUCGAGUUCGAAAUCAACGUGGUAAUUUUCGAACGGAAAAUUUUUCAAAUAUCAAUCGAAAUUGUUUCAAGUGUGGUGGUAGAGGUCAUAUUGCAAGAGUUUGUCCUAGUGGUAAUUUUUUCAACGAACAAAAUCAUAGAUCUAUUUCGAGCAACAAUCAAACAAACACACUCAGCUCUCAAGUGAAUACAAGUCAUACAGUGGCUAUGUGCCAUACAAAAAGCACGUAUGCUUAG